AUGGUCGUCCAAGUCUCUUGUCCCGCCAACGCGGAAACUCACAGCCAUACACCGCCUUCCGAGCAACCACAAAUACCAACCAGGCCAAAGGUUCACUCGAUGCGUUACCACUCAAGCAACGUUUAUGUUGGCACGACGACCAUGCCAUCAGCAUUCUCGGUCCGACCUGCCAGCGGCACCAGCAACCCAGAUGACACUAGUGAUUACAUAGUCGAGCUCUUUUACCAUCGCAACAGAGCCUGUAGUCUUUACCGGACCGAGGACGACUUUCGGGCUCUUGUCAGCGGAAUCAUGUCCAGCAACGUCGUGCCCAACAUGCCCUCACUGACGUCGCCCCCAAGAGUCCAGGAUCUGGAGGCUGCAUUGGCCCUCGCAAUCCGAGCAGACCGAACGGGAUGUGCGGUCGAAUAUUUCCUGAGGCGGCGCAUGGAGGACUGUGGUGGAAGCUGA
Messenger RNA from Pyricularia grisea, 450 nucleotides. RefSeq lists its product as uncharacterized. Lineage: Eukaryota; Fungi; Ascomycota; Sordariomycetes; Magnaporthales; Pyriculariaceae. The record is from RefSeq and is a predicted model, not a curated record. Bases 1 to 450 code for a protein of 149 amino acids. The transcript has a single exon.